CGUGGGGAUGUGUAAGUGGGCUCGCUAGUUUGGUGAAUUUUACAACCGCAGUUUUUUUUUUUAAAGCACGCAACUACAGAAAGUGUUGCCAGUGGAACAAUAGCACAUUUGGUAAAAUGUCAUAGCAGUGACACCACGCUGUUAUUGUAGCUAGCUGGCUAGAGAUAGCUAACAGUGUCAGCGAGUGUGAUAACUAUAGCUAUAUAGCCUGCCAGUUGCAUUUCGUUUUGAAUAACAUCUAGCCAAAGAAAUGUCUAAGCGAGCCGGCAAAUGACACAAAUUAUUGGUUGGUAGCUUGCUAUAUAGGAAACUCCAAAUAAAACCUGUGGUGAAUGAUGAAUAAUGUGUUCGCGUGUGAGCAAGCUAUUUUGUAGUUUGUAAUCUUUUUGAUUUAGCCCGUUAAAAUCCACCAAUAGGUAACGCUACCCGAUUCCAGACAUAAUAAUUUUAUAUACGUUGUGUACUUAAAAGAAAAAUGAAAAAUAUCAGACCCUUACUGUACAAAUUACACAAGCAGUGGCUUGUAAAGGUCACCCCUAAGCACAGACACAGCUGCUCAGUUUCUGUGCCUCCAACCCAGGACAAUAAAAGACCGAUCGGCAACAGGGAGUUCAAAAAUAAACUUGAUACAGGUCCCAAAUUUCACGACUUUAUAAAAAAUGCAUCAUCCAAAGAAAAUGUUACAGAAGUUCAUGAAGGACUAUUUGAGGACCCACAGUCUUAUCUUCCUGACGACCCACACAUUGGAAAUUCAAGAAAAGUGUACUUUGAGACCUAUGGCUGCCAGAUGAACGUGAAUGAUACAGAGAUUGCCUGGUCCAUUCUGCAGAAGAAAGGAUACUUGCGUACAAGUGAACUUUCACAGGCAGAUGUAAUUCUCCUUGUCACUUGCUCAAUAAGGGAGAAGGCAGAACAAACCAUCUGGAACAGGCUGAAACACCUGACAGCCCUGAAAAUGCGAAGGUCCAAGGUCAACGCUCCACUUAAGAUAGGAAUUUUAGGUUGCAUGGCGGAGAGGCUGAAAAAGGAGCUAAUGGAGCGGGAGAAGCUUGUGGAUGUUCUGGCUGGCCCAGAUGCGUACCGGGACCUCCCUCGCCUUCUCGCCCUGGCCCAUGGUGGCCAGCGGGCCAGCAAUGUUCUGUUGUCGCUGGAGGAGACGUACGCUGAUGUCAUGCCGGUCCACCACACCCCACAGGGUCACAGUGCUUACGUCUCCAUUAUGCGGGGCUGUGAUAACAUGUGCAGUUACUGCAUCGUACCCUUCACUCGCGGGCGAGAGAGGAGCCGACCUGCGUCUUCCAUCUUGGAAGAGGUUCGGAUACUAUCAGACCAGGGUGUAAAGGAGGUAACCCUCCUGGGUCAGAAUGUGAACAGCUAUAGGGACAUGUCUGAAGAGCAGUUCUGUGGGCCAGAACCAGUCCAUCUGAGCCGUGGUUUCAGUACUGUGUACCGAGCCCGGCGAGGGGGCCUGCGCUUUGCAGAUCUGCUGGACAGAGUCUCCCUAGUCAACCCAGACAUGAGGGUCCGGUUCACUUCCCCUCACCCAAAGGACUUCCCUGAUGAGGUGCUGCAACUGAUCCAAGAGAGAGGGAACAUCUGUAAGCAGAUUCACCUCCCUGCCCAGAGCGGCAGCAGCAGGGUUCUGCAGGCCAUGCGACGUGGCUACACCAGAGAGGCAUAUCUGGAGCUUGUGACCAACAUUCGGAAGAUAAUUCCAGGGGUGAGUCUCAGCAGUGACUUCAUCACUGGGUUUUGUGGAGAGACGGAGGAGGAUCACCAGCAGACUCUGUCUCUACUGAGGGAAGUGCGCUACAAUGUGGGCUUUCUCUUUGCCUACAGCAUGAGGAAGAAAACCCAUGCGUUCCACCGUCUCCAGGACGACGUACCUGCAGAGGUGAAGCAGCGCCGUCUGGAAGAGCUGACAACUGUGUUCAGGGGGGAAGCUGCCAAGCUCAACGCCAGUCUCAUUGGGAGCACACAGCUCGUCCUAGUGGAGGGAGUGAGUAAGCGAUCUACACAAGAGCUGUGUGGACGAAAUGAUGGUAACUUGAAGGUGAUCUUUCCAGACACACAUGCUGUCCCCAUCAGGCCUGGAGACUACGUGCUUGUCAAGAUCACAUGGGCUAGCUCCCAGAGCCUGAGAGGCCACGUUCUGAGCCACACCUCCUUGAGCUCUGUUGGAAACACACCUUCUCAGGCCUGUCAGGGUGAACAGCUGGCUGUGUGCUGAUCUUGCCAGCCACCUGCCCAUGCUGUCUGUGUGUGCUGACUUCAUCAGCCACUCGCGACUCCCUGGCCUCAUGGCACAUAGGUAGAGUAAAUUGAUUCCAUGGAACCACUCUGAUCCCAGUGAGACACACAGACCUGAACAGAACUGAAGUUUCAUCUCCAU
Megalops cyprinoides (Indo-Pacific tarpon) is the source of this 2392-nucleotide messenger RNA. It is a transcript of the gene cdk5rap1, whose product is annotated as CDK5 regulatory subunit associated protein 1. The record is from RefSeq and is a predicted model, not a curated record. The coding region runs from base 476 to 2230 and encodes 584 amino acids. Lineage: Eukaryota; Metazoa; Chordata; Actinopteri; Elopiformes; Megalopidae. Gene Ontology annotation, cellular component: mitochondrion; cytosol. Gene Ontology annotation, molecular function: tRNA-2-methylthio-N(6)-dimethylallyladenosine(37) synthase activity; 4 iron, 4 sulfur cluster binding. The transcript is spliced from 13 exons. Gene Ontology annotation, biological process: tRNA modification; negative regulation of cyclin-dependent protein serine/threonine kinase activity.